Trichoplusia ni (cabbage looper) is the source of this 3660-nucleotide messenger RNA. It is a transcript of the gene mus81, whose product is annotated as crossover junction endonuclease MUS81. Gene Ontology annotation, biological process: DNA catabolic process; resolution of meiotic recombination intermediates; mitotic intra-S DNA damage checkpoint signaling. The coding region runs from base 268 to 2139 and encodes 623 amino acids. Gene Ontology annotation, cellular component: nucleus; Holliday junction resolvase complex. NCBI's taxonomy places the organism in Eukaryota, Metazoa, Arthropoda, Insecta, Lepidoptera, Noctuidae. The transcript has 3 exons. The record is from RefSeq and is a predicted model, not a curated record. Gene Ontology annotation, molecular function: 3'-flap endonuclease activity; crossover junction DNA endonuclease activity; DNA binding.
CAGACUUUCUGAAUUGGAAUGAAUUCUGACUUGAAUCAGUUGUGAUGGUUGAUUGAUUUGUGAAUUUUGUUUAUAUCAUUGAUUGGAUAAAGUUUCAUGAAACGGAAUUAAAUUAUGUUUUAAAAUAAACUAUUAAUGAUAAAUUUCACAUAAACAGUCAUACAAUUUCACUCACUCAGGAGUCAUGAUAAUAUUAAUAUCUACAUAAAUGAAGAUUCGCAGGUCGAUCUCUGUUUUAGAAAUAUAUAUUUGAGUAUUGUGCACAAAAUGUCCAAAGUUAUAGAAAGGAAGGUAACUCUCAAACAUUCACAACCUAAUGUUUUGAUACAAACAUGGUUAUUACAGUUACUAGAAAAUGCUAGAAAGACGAAAAGUAAGCUUACGCCUAUGCUGGAAUUGGCUCUGGACUCGCUCUCUAAGUAUCCAGUACAGCUACAUUCAGGAGCUGAAUGUAUUAUAUUGAAAGGUUUUGGGAAGAAAUUGUGCAAUAUUUUGGAUCAAUGUAUAGAGAAUUAUAAUGCUACAGUAGCUGGAAACUCUGACCCUCUCAGAGAGUUAAGUGUAGAAGAUCAGAAUGGUCAUUCUGACUUUCCUGUAACAGUAUCUUCAUCAUCUUCCUCAACACAAUUAAACAAGUAUAUUCCUCAGAGCAACAACACAAGUCCGACCCCUACUCUACUGGUUAAUCCGGAGAACCUAAUGAGACAUGACAAUAGUCUUGAUCAUUCUGAUACCCCAGUAAAUAAUGGUUCACAAGAAGUAGAUGUUAUUUCUGUAGUGAGUACUAAUUCAGUCCCACAUCAUCCAACAAGCUCAGUAUGUUCUAGAAGCAGUGCCAAAAAGUCAUCAGCAAAGAAGUAUAAACCAGCUUUGAUAUCUGGGGGAUAUGCAAUAUUGUUGGCACUAAGAGAGCAUGCUUUAGAAAAUUUAGAUGAACCAGCAAUGACUAAAGUGGAUUUGAUUGAAAAAGCUCAACUAUAUUCUAAAGAAUCAUUUGUGAGGCCUAAACCUAAUACUCACUACACAGCUUGGUCUAAUAUGAGUAAACUAGUAAAGAAAGGUUUAGUUCAAACUAAGAAGCAGUUUAGGAAAAAAGCACAAUAUUCUUUGACUCACGAAGGUAUGGAGUUAGCACAAGAACUGUAUGAAAAGGCGAAACAUAAAGCAACAGAUAAUGACAUAAUUUUUAAUAAUGAUAAUGAGCCACCAAUGGGGCCUGAAACUUUGAACCAAGAAAUUGAAGAAGAUAAUAAUGAUUUAAUGGACGUUGAUGCCCAUGAACCUUGUACAUCGCAAAAUGUACAGAGUGCUUGCAUUGACCUGGCACCUGGUACAUUUGAUAUAAUAUUAUUGAUUGAUAAAUGUGAAACAUCUGGGUUUAAAAAGAGAAAUGACCCUACUAUUGCCCAAUUCAAUAAAUAUCCUGAUAUGAAAUAUGAGGUCCGAAGUCUUAAGGUUGGAGAUUUCACUUGGGUAGCUAGACACAAACAAAAUGUAGACCAAGAGCUUGUAUUACCUUUUGUAGUUGAAAGGAAAAGAAUGGACGACUUCGCUGCUAGUAUAAAGGAUGGUAGAUUUCACGAGCAAAAGUUUAGAUUACGCAAAUGCGGACUUGAUAAUGUUAUUUAUUUGGUAGAGGACUUUGGGAGCAACAAGAAUGUGGGAUUGCCUCUACAAAACUUAAAGCAAGCUCUGGCUAAUACUAGCGUCCAAGAUGGAUUCAAAGUUCAUUCGACUGAUUCCUUGACUAACUCGGUUCGAUUUUUAGCUAUGAUGACUAAAAGACUGAUUAUACGUUUUAAGGAUAAACAUCUACGUGGCCGCAAUGAAGAGCCCAGUGGUGAUUAUUUGACGACUUUCGACUACUUCAAUAAAUCUUCAGCAAAGAAUAAAGCGCUGACUGUAACAGAAACAUUUAUAAAGCUGCUUCUUCAAUUAAAAGGUGUAUCUGUCGAGAAGGCGUUGGCGAUUACACGUAAAUAUCCGACCCCGCGUUCUCUAAUUAAAGCCUACCUAAAAUGUGAUGGUCAUGAAGGCCAGAGCCUUUUGACAUAUUUAAAAUAUAGUGAUCUCAGUCCAAAUGUUGGACCAGUAAUCAGUAAAGCUAUCUAUAAUGUUUUCUCAAGCCUUGAUGCUUAAGAAAAUUUGAUUCGUUUCUUAAAAAAAAAUUAAGUUAUAUGGAAAUGUUUCAUGUGAAUAAAUAAAUGGUAAUCAAUGUUUAGUAAGAACAUGUAUUUGAGAAAGCAAGUUUUUUUUAAGUAAUACUUAAAAAAAUCGGACGUUAAACGAAAUUUAAGCAUGGUCACUUUUUGCAGUAUUUACUUCACAUGUAAUGUUAUAAACGACUGAGGAGAUUACCAAAUCUUUCAGCUUAUAAAUGGUAUCGUAUGACCGAAUUUUACGAUUAAGGUUAGGUUACGUUAAAUCUCGAGAAUCUAGCGAGAGAAAAUGAAGAGCUCAGUGUUUUAGUAUAAAAACUUCCUUUCGAUAAAGUAUAAAACUAGUAUUAAUAUUCACUAAGUUUUAAGAAUGGUCAGAUAAGUAAUUGUAAGGAAUUUCGCGUGCUUCUAGCGCCUAUGGUGUUGAAAUCAUGCAUUCACGAGUAAAUAUGCAUAUCCAUAACCCAAAUGUAAAAAUAAGGUUACAGUUCUUCUGAAUGACUGCUGUAUGAAGCAGGCACUUACCUAAGUAAUUAUUACAGUUUAAAUUCUUGCAUGUACAAAAAAAAAUUGUUCAUAAUCUCAUAGAAUGACUACCUACUAUAACUAGUAUUCAAUAUAGCAAUCAAUUUUUUAGAGGGUAAGAAGAAAUUUAGGUUUAUCCGUGUAUGUAAUCAUUCAAAUUAUAAUUAGUAGGUGUAUUAGCACAGUGCCCUUAAAACAAGGAGUAAUGUCGUUGCGUCACGACAAUUAAAUCAAGAUUUUGAAAUCGUAGGCAGAUCCUUUUUUUGUGAGAUUCUAUGCAUAAUUAGGUAUUAAAUUAAGUAAUAUCACGCGUCUAUCUAACUGCCUGUAGAAGACUAUUCGCGUGAAAAAAUUGUUUAGUUAAGUAUACUGACAUUAUUUAUUUUUAGAAAAAUUUUGCUAUCAAUUUGCUUCCUAUUUAUAAUGAAGAUAACAUAUUUACUUUUAUAAGCUUAAAAAUAUAUUUAAGUUAAUCGCAUCUUUACCGGUAUUUUACCAAAAAAUUGAUCUCAAUUGAAUUGUUAUUUUUAUAAGUUUAGCUUGUUUAAUAUUUACUCAUAAUCACCUUACGUUUUUCAAGAUGUGAUUUUGUUUAUAGUGUUUAUUACAUCGUAAUAUAUUAGUCAUAAGAUACGAAUUUAACAAGAUGGUUAAGCGAUACGAUUGUAAGGAAGGCUAUAGAUAGACGGACCGCACUUUAGCUGCAAUCCUACUGCCUAAAUAUAAGUAGUAGUCUUUUUCUUGUUCAAAACUAAUUGACCAUGUUGAGUAACGGACUGCGCACACUUAUACAGCUCUGCUACUAUCAGCCGCUUACGGUGUCGCCGUGUCGUAAGAAUGAUGAUAGGCGCCAUAACGUGCUAUCUUCUCUGAAAUGCUUCUGUCCACGGCGCCGAAUAUGCUCUCAACACGGACAGUUCUAUGUGCGAUAUUUUUGGCGUUUCGCUUCUGGUAGAAGAGAUAAAAAACAAUAAAC